Stylophora pistillata is the source of this 3697-nucleotide messenger RNA. Its product is annotated as CCR4-NOT transcription complex subunit 4. Gene Ontology annotation, cellular component: CCR4-NOT complex. Gene Ontology annotation, biological process: protein ubiquitination. Lineage: Eukaryota; Metazoa; Cnidaria; Anthozoa; Scleractinia; Pocilloporidae. Gene Ontology annotation, molecular function: RNA binding; ubiquitin-protein transferase activity. The record is from RefSeq and is a predicted model, not a curated record.
UGAUAUGACAAGCGAAGGAAGGGAAAUUGGGCAAGAGCGCGAGGGUUUUUCCGCAAGAAAUAUUUAUUGCUUGCUUCAUUUCUUCUUGUCUUUGGAGAUUUCUGAACUCUCUGGAAUCCCAGGGAAACGAAGAACUCGCUGUCCAUCGAACACACCGACAGUUUCCGCCGACAUUUCUGUUUCCGGUGAAACGUUUCAAAAGUUGUCUAUUUCGUCCCGUCAAGAAAUUAACUACAAUACUUUGUACACCGAAUAGCUUCUUAUUUCUGCAAUUAAAUUGUCUGACUAGACGGCUUUUUAAGAUCAUCAUGCAAGCUUCCGAUGCAGAGUGCCCGUUGUGCAUGGAACAGUUGGAAAUUGACGACGUCAAUUUCUUCCCUUGCACUUGUGGAUAUCAGAUCUGCAGGUUUUGCUGGCAUCGUAUUAGAACAGAUGAGAAUGGUUUAUGUCCUGCUUGUAGGAAGCCCUACAGUGAAGAUCCUGCAGUUUAUACCCCCCUAUCACAAGACGAAAUACAGAGAAUUCUGAAAGAGAGGAAACAGAAAGAUGUACAGAGAAAACAGAAAGUAACUGAGAACAGAAAACAUUUAGCAAAUGUGAGAGUUGUACAGAAAAAUUUGGUAUUCGUAGUUGGAUUAACUCAAAGAUUAGCAGAUCCUGAGCUUCUUAAAAGACCAGAGUACUUUAGCAAGUUUGGGAAAAUACACAAAAUUGUUGUGAAUAACAGUACAAAUUAUGCAGGACCCCAGGGUCCCAGUGCGAGUGCUUACAUUACAUAUGUGAAAGAAGAGGAUGCAAUUAAAGCGAUAAUAGCCGUGUGUAACACUCAUCUUGAUGGGAGAACACUAAAGGCAUCUCUGGGGACAACAAAAUAUUGUAGUUACUUUCUUAGAAACAUACCCUGUCCUAAAAUGGAUUGUAUGUAUCUUCAUGAGUUAGGUGAUGGAGCAGGAAGCUUUACAAAGGAUGAAAUGCAGGCAGGAAAACAUCAAGAAUAUGAACAGCAGUUGAUUGCUUUUUAUUCGAAGAAAAUGGGUCUUAGCAAUGAUAAGGAUAAAAAUGAAGAGUGGCCAGUUGAAGAUGGUGGUGAAAACAGAGUAUCCCCUCAUCUUCCUUCAGGAGGAGCUUGGGCUGGCAAAGAUGAGGACGAAGAAGGAGUUACCUGUCAAAAUAUUUCAGAGAAUGAAGAUAGUUCAGUUCGAGAUAGAAAGGUGGAGGACUGGGAGGAAUUGUGUCUCCCAUCUGCUACUACAACUACAACAGAACAUAAGCCAUCCGAUACCAUAAGACAAGAACAACCAGCAAACCCUCCACAGUCAACGUACAGCAAUGCUGGUUGGGGAAAUACAGAAAGUGCUGGACGUGCUUUAGAUACCUCUGGUCUGUUCUCUGCUGAUCUCUGCAGUGGUCUGGGCCUUUCUAACUUACAUCUGAAAGUUGAUGGUGAAGAUGAUUUAGGUUUUGAUCCUUGGAAUGAGUGCAGUAAAGGUUUGGCAGAUCUUCUUCAAGAGGAAAACAAAACAACAGUGCCUGGACAGACACAUAACAUUUCCACAGCUUCACAACCACAAAAUUUUGUCUCAGGAUUUCCACCAAAUAGCAAUGAAAUCAAAAACUGGCAGGAUGGACUCAGAGCACUUUUACCAAACAUAAACAUAAAUUUCUCAGAUUCUCUGUUAUCUCAACAACAAACUUCUUGGCAUCAUUCAGCACCUUUGACAGAACAGCAUUACCCUGACUGGCCUUUUUUUUCACAGCAAGCACAAAGCCCAUUCCAAGUACGCCCUCCUCCAGGAUUUGAAUGUAAAUCACCUACAAGCCACCACAUGCCAAUGCUUGAUGAUCCAGGUAUUUUAUGGUCAAAAGCACUUGACACAGGCAAUCCUCGAGGAAACAAUCUUGCAAGACCAGUUUCUAAUGGAUAUCCAGGAAUGCAUCCUUUUAGGAGACAAGCAGAACCUCAGAGCACUGCGGCAGUCUCGUCAGCAGAGAAGCUGAAGGAGAGCUCAAGUAUCGAAUCCUCACAUGAGGAAGUUAACUCUGGUACAAGAACAAAAGAAUUACUACCAGUCUCGGAGCCUUUAGCAGAUGAUAUAACAAUUACAAUGACGGAAGGAACUCACGGAGUUAACCCGUCAUCAGGAUUAACAAAUUGUAUCAAACAGCGCAAAACAAGAGUGAGUGAGUUAUCCAUCAUCGACGUCAACGACCCUCUUCCAACUCAUUGUGCGAAUUCGUUGUUGGAGCACAACACUGAAAAGAAAAAACGGGACAGCAGAAUACAGGAGACUAACAGACAAUACAAACAUGGGCAAAUCCAAGGAGUAAAUAAGAGAGACGAGAGACAGUCUCAACAGAGUAGACAUUCAGGUACCAAGACCAGACAAAGUGAGACAACAGGAGGCUCUACCAGGAAACAAACUCAUUCUCAUCAAGACAGUGAUAAUUCCCAUAUGAAGGCAGUUCCUUCUCAGUAUUAUGAUAAAAGAAGAAAAGAUUACACAAGUGGAUCUGUGGGAUAGAGGAAUUGUGUUGGAAAAGAGCAAUAAAGUACAAGCUGAAAUUGACUUAACACUGAGUGGCUUGUGCAGGGUUUGGACAGAAAAGUCACUGACGCACUGAAGCAAAUCAAGGUAAUGAGUGCGAGGUAUGGGUUUCAAGUCAGCCUUCAGAAACUGCAAAACAAAUUGAAACAAUGCGAUCAACAGAUGCCUUUUCGUUAGGUGCAAGUUCACACUAUGAAUGUUCUGGUGAACCCACGGUGUAAAGGCACAACAUUAAUUUUUGCACUCCUAUAAGUGAUUGGUGAGAAAAAUUUCCUAACAAUGCCAAUAUAUUGCCAACCAGGCAGGUUACAAGAAUCGAGAAAACUAUCAGCGUGGAGAUUUUUUGACUUAACUGCAAUUCUCAGCACUAAUCAGUGAAGAAACGUACAAUAUUCACCAGGAGAAGUUAGUUUUUAUAUAUCUGGAGUAAAAGUUUUUUUUUUAUUUUAUGCUAACUGUCGGCUUACCUUGUUUUAGCUUCUAACCAACCUGUUCACAUCUUGCCAAGUAUUCUUAAGUUUUAAGAAUACUUAAAAAGGAAAGGUUAUCGUAGGCAAAGCUUGUUUAACGUUGAAUAUUCCAACUGAAAAAAAGUUUCCAUCUCUGUCACGAUGAUGUACCAGGAAACAGGAAAGCCGAAAACCUGUCUCUUGACAAGGUGAUGUGUUUGAAUAUUAGGAUAUCUUUUACCAUUAACUAUUGCUCCUUGCAAUUUGUCCUGUCUAACUUCCAUCAGCGUUUUAAACAGUGAUAGCUGUCUGUGUUGACAUGGUUCUUGAGAGAGAAAAGUUACCAACAGACAGACACCUUACAGGUCAUUUGCCGUCACAUUCCUCCUAAUGUCGGUCUGCGAGAUCCUAUAAUUUAUAUAGCGACAAAUCACGUUGGACGAGAAAGGGGUGAUAAAACUUCUCAAGCUAUCUUCGGAAGAAGUGUGUCUAAUAAUUCUGUCUUAGAAUGCAUGCAGUAAAUUUCUAACUCUUGGAUUUGGCCUCGCUUGCGAGUUUGGCACCGUAAAGAGACGAAUCCCAGGUUGGGAUUUGGUUCCAUGCCCACUCUGUUAGCAGCCAUUCAACAAGUAGGAAAAAGACUGUUUGUUAGUCUCCUGUUUAAAGUAAACUAUAAAAUAAUAAAUGAGCCAAUUUACUGAA